AUGCGUUCUGGGCAUAAAUAUACGAAAGUGAUUUUAUCCAUAGGAAUUAUUUCUAUAUUGACUUUCAUUAUUACUACCAUUUCAAAUCUAUCCAAUUCACAUACACCUAAUAAAUGUAUCCCCCCCACUGAGUUCAAUUUCACAUUGGAAGUAUUACAAAAAAGAACAAAUUUGAUGAAUAUCAAAGAAAAACAAACUUGUCAAACAAUUUGUAAAGAUUUGAAAAAAAUAAUACCACAGAAUCGACGAAGAAGAAGCAGAAGAGCGCCAAAGAAAACUAGCCUUAUUAUUUCACAUCAUUUAAUCGGUGGAUCUUGGAUGUUUAAAGAUAACAACAGCGGAAAGUCUGUUGAUUCAGAGGAUUUGUGUAAUUCCUCUCCAAAAUCUGGUGUAGCUAUUCUUUUCGUGUGUAAUAAUCGAUGGAAACAACUCAACACAAUAUUGCCUAACUUGAUAUCAAUUUUACAAAAACAACACUUAUGCUAUCGUAUAUUUGUCAUUGAACAAGAAGAGACCACGCUGAUAAAUAAAGCUAUGCUAAUGAAUAUUGGAUUUAUAGAAGCGAUGAAAUUAUUUCACUUUGCUUGUAUUGUAUUUCAUGAUACCGAUUUAAAUCCUUUAAAUGAUCGUAUCCCAUAUGGAUGUGAUGAACAAACAGCUUUAACACCAGUUCACUUGGGUGUUGCAUUAGAUACAAGAAAUUUCACACUUCUCUAUGAUACUUUAAUUGGUGGUGUAUUGAAGAUAUCCGUGGAACACUUUUUAACUGUCAAUGGUUAUUCAAAUAGUUAUUGGGGAUGGGGUCAAGAAGAUGAUGAUAUGGAGAUAAGAUUGAAAACUGCUAAUAUUCAAUAUAUUCAUGCAGAUGAAUCAAUAGCACGUUAUCAAGCUAUACCGCAUAGUCAACAGUCACAAUCUAUGGUAUCAGAACAUGUGAAAUUAUUGAAAACUGCUGUAUGCCGUAUGCCAUAUGAUGGAUUGACAAGUUUAAAUUAUCAUAUUCGAUCGAUUAAGUAUAAGGCAUACUUUACACAUAUUUUAGUCUCAAUUGGAUCAUAUACUGGAUAAGAGGGGAAUGCAGUGAGAUCAAUUUUCGAGAGGAUUCUUGAAUUCAUCUUUACCGGUUAAAAGUAUGUCAUUGUCGAUUUAAACAAGACGUUGUUACUAUGCUUCUCCGUCAACUCACAUGAGAAUACUUCGCUCUGUGUUGGUUUUAUUAAAUCCUGUCCUUCAGGGUUGUAGCGGUUAAUUCAACUUUAAUUUCAAACUUAAUGUACAGAAAUUUGGUUAUCUUCUU
Messenger RNA from Trichobilharzia szidati, 1297 nucleotides. The record is from the annotation of a GenBank genome assembly. NCBI's taxonomy places the organism in Eukaryota, Metazoa, Platyhelminthes, Trematoda, Strigeidida, Schistosomatidae.